GGUUAUCCAAGCCUGUCGCGAAGGUGCUUAUCCCGGAUUUCAGUGACUUGAAUGCCAAGACCUUUUUUUCUCAUCUCGACUUCAUUUUUUAUCUUCGUCCAUUUGAAGCAGCAUCAUCCAUCACCAGCCACCCCAGUGAGAUACACAUAGGGUCAUAUAGGAGAAUAUCUUGCUAUUGAAAUCAGCCAUUUCACACAUCAUGAGCUCCACAGACAAACAGGCUGAUUCGCAGAAAAUGUUUGACAAAAGCGAGCCCAGGUUCAGAAAUAAAUCGGCCAGUGAAUACAUGGACCCGUGUCAGGACUUUGCAGACCGAAGUAUCAAAUGUAUGCGGCGAAACAAUGGAGACAGAGAUAUGUGCACAGAUUAUUUCCAAGCAUAUCGUGACUGCAAGAAAGCCUGGGUGAGCCCUAUAACCUCCCAUAUUGUCUGCUUUAUGGCUGGUAUUUCACCUAAUCUCGGCCUGUUGCUUUCCGUUCCAUUAAACCAGAAGAAAACAAAAGGAACCACUAGCUAGGGAGCUGGACUUACCAAAGCAGCCUCUCUUUGUUAGCAGAAACUCUUUUGUUUUGAUAUACAACCAUUAAACGGCCCAAGUAUACUCUAUCCGGGGAUGAAACGUGGCUAUCCUUUGUACGAUAUCAGAAGUGUUUACUUGUACUUGAGGAAUUGUGUUCGAGCAUGGGGCAUGCAAAGUUAUUUAUGAAGGCGCAGCUGGACUUUAAACCGCAUAUUACGGUGCUUGUCUAUAGAUUUUCAAAGCCAGUCUGAAGUUUAACUAAUUGGCCAGGAGUCGGUAGAGACACUAUUAAUCGAAUUAUCGUCAUCGAUGGUGUCGUCAGAAUUUCACCGGCGGAUGGAGCCCUUUGAGCACUCAAGGACCCAAAAUAAACAUUUCAACGGUGCUAUAAGUACCUUUGGCGUUUAUCCUGGCUACUUUGUAGUUAGAGCCUUGACGGGCAUCUAUAAAUAUGCACUCCAUAGUAACUAGGUGGUCCAUUAGUUAGUUAGCUCCACCGAGUCCACCCAAAUUUAAACAAUGCUUAGGCGCGAGCCAUGCGAAAUUAUUUUGCUACCCAGUGUCUCCAACGUUCUUCACCAUGGCCUCCAACGCGGUAAUCGAGCGAAGGAACAAGCAGAUACAGGAUGCUAUAAACGGACAGAACCUGAAACAGGCAUUGCAGCUGUGUGAAAAGCGGCUGAAAAAAGGCGAGGACUCGUCCUUUUUGAAGGUAGGUAAAGCCUCACCAC
Trichophyton rubrum CBS 118892 is the source of this 1251-nucleotide messenger RNA. Its product is annotated as cytochrome c oxidase-assembly factor COX23, mitochondrial. The transcript has 4 exons. The coding region runs from base 200 to 517 and encodes 105 amino acids. NCBI's taxonomy places the organism in Eukaryota, Fungi, Ascomycota, Eurotiomycetes, Onygenales, Arthrodermataceae. The record is from RefSeq and is a predicted model, not a curated record.